This is a messenger RNA of Schistosoma rodhaini, 6315 nucleotides long. The record is from the annotation of a GenBank genome assembly. NCBI's taxonomy places the organism in Eukaryota, Metazoa, Platyhelminthes, Trematoda, Strigeidida, Schistosomatidae.
CAUAAAUGCUCAUGAUAUCAUUUAUUUUUACACCUCUAUGAACUUAAAUGACCUUAAUUAUUGUAACCAAAAAUUUUCAUCAUUUUCAUCAUAUUAUAUUCAUCAGAUUUUAAAAAUCUGUAAUAUAUAUAACUCCGCCUGUAGCUCCUCCAGGGGCUACUGCCGGUCCCAAGCCCGGGUAAAGGAGGAGGGUUGGGCAUGGGGUUAGCGACCCCAUCCCGUAGAAAAUCAACUCGCUAAAAAAACGCCAACCAGAAAAAAUCAUUCAAACCUUACAAACUCUGCCCUGGGAGUAGAAGGAAUAAUUAUGACGUCUCAUGAUGAAAGCCGAGUUCCUUCGGAAGUCAUGAGGCCGAUGCACCUUCUUACAACCAGAGUGACAAAUUUUAUAGGUACAUGGAAUGUCCGAACAAUGUGGGAGACCGGCAGAGUCUUUCAAAUUGCUGCAGAAAUGAGAAAAUACAAGCUGGAGGUGUUUGGAAUCAGCGAAACACAUUGGACGCAGGUUGGACAACAACGACUGUCUUCAGGAGAACUUCUGUUAUACUCCGGUCAUGAAGAAGAAAAUGACCCACAUACACAAGGAGUGGCACUGAUGCUGUCUAGAAAAGCACAAAAUGCACUUGUUGGAUGGGAAUCUCAUGGACCGAGGAUCAUCAAAGCCUCCUUCAGAACAAAGAGAGAGGGCAUUACAAUGAACAUCAUCCAAUGCUAUGCGCCGACCAACGACUACGAUGAAGACGCUAAAAACCAAUUCUACGAUAGGCUGCAGUCAAUCUUCGAGAAGUGCCCAACCAAGGACCUGACCAUUCUAAUGGGAGAUUUCAAUGCCAAGGUUGGAAUGGACAACACUGGAUACGAAGACGUCAUGGGACGACAUGGACUGGGAGAAAGGAACGAAAAUGGUGAGAGAUUUGCAAACCUAUGUGCCUUCAAUAAACUGGUCAUAGGUGGCACCAUAUUCCCACACAAAAACAUACACAAAGCCACUUGGAUUUCACCGGAUCACACUACACAAAAUCAAAUCAACCAUGUCUGCAUCAACAAAAAGUUCAGGAGGACGAUGGAGGAUGUGAGAACCAGAAGAGGAGCUGAUAUAGCAUCCGAUCAUCAUUUGCUGGUCGCCAAGAUGAAACUAAAACUCAAGAAGCAGUGGAAAACGGCGCGGACAACAUCACAAAAGUUUAACACGGCCUUUCUUCGAGAUGCUGACAAACUCAACAAAUUCAACAUAGCACUCAGCAACAGGUUCGAGUCCUUUCAUGAUCUACUCAAUGGAGAGGGGACUACCAUGGAGAGCAACUGGAAAGGUAUCAAGGAGGCAAUCGUUUCAACGUGUCAAGAGGUUCUGGGCCAAAAGAAGCACCAUCACAAGGAAUGGAUCACUGUUGGUACACUGGAUAAAAUUGAAGCAAGGAGGAACAAGAAGACAGCAAUCAAUAUCAGACGAACAAGAGCAGAAAAAGCCAAGGCACAAGCCGAAUACACAGAGGCAAACAAGCAAGUGAAAAGGAGCAUCAGAACCGACAAACGUAAAUAUGUGGAAGAUUUAGCGAUGACAGCGGAAAAGGCUGCAAGAGGAGGAAACAUGAAACAACUGUAUGAUACAACAAAGAAACUUGCUGGAAAUUACCGUAAGCCAGAAAGACCAGUGAAAAGCAAGGAAGGCAAAGUAAUCACCGACAUUGAAGAACAACGAAACAGGUGGGUAGAACACUUCAACGAACUCUUGAAUUGACCAGCUCCACUGAACCCACCCAACAUCGAAGCAGCACCCACAGACCUCCCAAUCGAUGUUGGCCCACCAACAUUUGAAGAGAUCAGCAUGGCCAUUAGACAAAUGAAGAGCGGCAAAGCAGCGGGAUCAGACAACAUCCCGGCAGAGGCACUGAAAGCAAAUGUACCAGCAACUGCCAAGAUACUCCACAUCCUCUUCAGUAAGAUUUGGGACGAAGAACAAGUACCAACAGACUGGAAAAAAGGACUUCUGAUCAAGAUACCAAAGAAGGGCGAUCUGAGUAAGUGCGACAACUACAGGGGCAUUACUCUCCUCUCAAUACCAGAAAAAGUCUUCAACCGAGUAUUGUUAAACAGAAUGAAGGAUUCAGUGGACGCUCAACUUCGAGAUCAACAAGCUGGAUUUCGUAAGGAUAGAUCGUGCACAGAUCAAAUCGCAACUCUACGUAUCAUUGUGGAACAAUCAAUCGAAUGGAAUUCAUCACUGUACAUCAACUUCAUCGACUACGAGAAGGCAUUUGAUAGCGUGGACAGGACGACACUAUGGAAGCUUCUUCGACACUACGGUGUGCCUGAGAAGAUAGCAAAUAUCAUACGGAACUCUUAUGAUGGACUAAACUGCCAAAUCGUCCACGGAGGACAACUCACCGACUCGUUUGAAGUAAAGACCGGUGUUAGGCAAGGUUGCCUACUCUCACCCUUUCUCUUUCUCCUCGUGAUCGACUGGAUUAUGAAGACGUCAACAUCUGAAGGAAAUCACGGAAUACAGUGGACAGGCAGGAUGCAGCUUGACGAUUUAGACUUCGCGGAUGAUCUGGCUCUUCUAUCACAAACGCAACAACAAAUGCAGGAGAAAACGACCAGUGUAGCAGCAGCCUCAGCAGCAGUAGGUCUCAAUAUAAACAAACGGAAAAGCAAGACUCUCCGAUACAAUACAAUAUGCACCAAUCAAAUUACACUUGAUGGAGAAGCUUUGGAAGAUGUAGAAACCUUUACAUAUCUGGGCAGCAUCAUUGAUGAACACGGUGGAUCAGAUGCAGAUGUGAGGGCGCGGAUCGGCAAAGCAAGAGCAGCAUACCUACAGCUGAAAAACAUCUGAAGCUCAAAACAAUUGUCAACCAACACCAAGGUUAGAAUUUUCAAUACAAAUGUCAAGACAGUUCUUCUGUAUGGGGCGGAGACGUGGAGAACUACGAAAGCCAUUAUCCAGAAGAUACAAGUGUUUAUUAACAGCUGUCUACGCAAGAUACUUCGGAUCAGAUGGCCAGACACUAUCAGCAACAAGUUACUGUGGGAGACAACAAACCAGAUUCCAGCAGAGGAAGUAAUCAGGAAGAAGCGCUGGAAGUGGAUAGGACACACCUUGAGGAAAUCACCUAAUUGCGUCACAAGACAAGCCCUCACAUGGAAUCCUGAAGGUCGAAGGAGAAGAGGAAGACCAAAGAACACAUUACGCCGAGAAAUAGAGACAGACAUGAGAAGAAUGAACAAAAACUGAGAAGACUCGGAACACUUGAACAUAACAAAUAUGUAAAUUUCACUUUGCCACAAAAUCCACGAGAUUUAUCAUUCAAUGAGACAAUUCAAACUUUGUCCCAAAUUUUUGGUGAACAAUCCUCAUUAUUCAGCAUCCGUUAUCAGUGUUUUCAAAUAUCUAAAUCCUUAUCUGAUGAUUAUCUCACAUACGCUGGAUAUGUAAAUAAAGAAUGUGAACGUUUUAGAAUAAAUGAAAUUACAGCAGAUCAAUUUAAAUGUCAGAUUUUUAUCUGUGGAUUAAAGAAUUCGGAAGAUAUGGAUGUACGUACCAUAAUUCUAUCACGCAUUGAGCAGGAGCCUAAUAUGACCCUGCAAAUGGUCACAACCGAGUGUCAGCGGUUGUUAAAUCUUAAACAUGAUUCCACGAUGGUACAACAAAAUGCAAAGACUUCCAAUCUUGCAUCAAUAAAUGCAUGCAGAUCUCACAAACCUUCCAAACAAAAGAAGGCGAACACACAGAAACCUUCUGGUAAACCACCAUCACCAUGUUGGUCCUGCGGAUCAUGGCACUUUGUGAAGUUAUGCCCAUUUAAGAACCACAAAUGCCGCCAAUGUCAUCGCAUUGGUCAUAAAGAAGGUUACUGCUCAUCAGAUAAACGUCAGUCCAAACAUCGUGGCGUAAAGGUGAAGCGACAGCCACAGAGUCAAGUCAAAAGCACAUUUGCAACUUUUAAAGUGGGAUUUCAAAGUAAACGGAAGUAUGUGAACUUAUUAGUGAAUGAAAAACCUAUUCGUCUUCAGUUAGACACUGCUUCCGACAUUACACUGAUCUCCAAGAACACAUGGCGUAAGCUAGGGUGCCCACGCAUCCGACCAACAGAGCAUGUUGCUCGAAAUGCUUCAGGCGACAUAGUGAAGCUAACUGGAGAAGUCACCUGUCAUCUAACAAAUCGGCAUGAUUUAGAUCUAUUGGGAUUGGACUGGAUUGAGAAGAUUGAUGUCUUGAAUAGUUUAUUAAAUGAAGUAUGUUCUCAUAAUCCUUGCUCUAAUUCUAUCCAAAAUUCUCAUGAUAUUUCCGAAUCCAAUGCCUCAGUUGUGUUAUGUUCCCCUGAUGUUUAUGAACUAAAUGCUUCCGAUGUAACAUGUUCUCGUAAUAUUUCGGAAUCGAAUUCCUCCGAUUUAAUGUGUUCUCAUAAUGAUGUCAAAUCAAAUACCUCCGAUUUGAUGUGUUCUCAUAAUGAUGCUAAAUCAAAUAACUCCGAUGUAACAUGUUCACAAAAUGUUUCCCCAUCAAAUUCGUCAAACAAAGUAUGCUGCCGUAAUAUCUCAAAAUCUUAUUCAUCUUAUUCCUCUAAAAUGUCGACCAUAUCCCACGUAAAUCAUCUUCGGCAAAAACAUGCAGAUGUAUUCCAAAGCAAACUGGGCUGUUGUAAGUUCACCAAAGUUUUCUUGUCGUUAAAGCAAAAUGCAAAACCUGUCUUCAGACCAAAACGACCAGUACCUUAUGCUGCUCUGUCAGUCGUUGACCAGGAACUUGACAGGUUAGAAGCACUGGGUGUCAUUCAGCCAGUAAAUUACUCACCGUGGGCUGCUCCCAUAGUAGUUGUGAGAAAGGCAAAUGGGACUGUUCGCAUAUGUGCUGAUUUUUCCACUGGUCUAAAUGAUGCUUUAGAGGAUCACACUUAUCCACUUCCCAUACAGGAAGAUUUAUUUAUCAAACUAAAUGGAGGGAAGUAUUUUGCUAAGAUUGACCUUGCUGACGCAUAUCUCCAAAUAGCAGUUGAUCCAGUCUCCCAACCACUACUGACGAUUAACACUCACAGAGGUCUUUAUCAAUAUAAACGUUUGCCUUUUGGUGUGAAACCAGCACCAGCUAUUUUUCAACAAAUUAUGGACACUAUGUUGGCAAAUUUGCCAGGAGUCGCUGUCUAUCUGGAUGACGUUAUCGUUACAGGUUCCAGUAAGUCCGAUUUAUUUGAUCGACUUGAUGCUGUUUUGACCAAAAUAUCUGAGUAUGGAUUUUAUCUAAAAGAAGAGAAGUGUAAAUUUUUCAUGGACUCGGUAAAAUAUCUUGGUUUUGUUUUCGACAAAAGUGGACGACGCCCAGAUCCAGAAAACGUACGAGCUAUCCAAAAUAUGCCUCCACCAUCUAACGUCGCAACUCUACGCUCGUUCCUUGGUCUUAUCAGUUAUUACAGUAACUUUUUACCAGAAUUGCAUCGCCUACGAGCACCCAUGAACCAUCUAUUAUCCAAAAAUGUAAAAUGGAACUGGUCCACUGAGUGUCAAAAGAGUUUUGACAAAGUAAAGUCACUAUUAAUAUCGGAUUUACUUCUUACGUAUUUUGAUCCCUCACUGGAAAUCGUUGUUUCUGAUUAUGGUGUCGGAGCUGUUAUAUCCCACAGGUUUCAAGACGGCACAGAGAAAGCUAUAGCCCAUGCCUCCAGAACGUUGACUUCGGCAGAACGCAAGUACAGCCAAAUUGAGAAAGAAGGAUUGGCACUAGUUUUUGCAGUUAAGAAGUUUCACAAAAUGCUGCAUGGUAGAAAAUUUACCUUAUUUACUGAUCAUAAACCCCUAUUAUCGAUCUUUGGAUCUAAGAAAGGUAUACCAGUUUAUACUGCAAAUCGCCUCCAACGAUGGGCUACAAUGUUGUUGGGUUAUGAUUUCACUAUCAAAUACAAAUCUACCUCUGACUUUGGUCAUGCUGAUGCACUAUCGCGCUUAAUAAGAAAUCAUAAGCUUGAAAAUGAAGAUACUGUCAUUGCUUCUAUAUCAGUGGAAGAAGAUGUAAGCAGCAUGUUGCUCAAUUCAACGCGAAUUCUUCCAGUGACAGCUGCUCGAAUCGCUGAUCACACUCUCCGUGAUCCUAUCUUGAGGCAACUAGCUACAUUUAUCCGGCGUGGUUGGCCCCCACGUAUAACAUCUCAUGAACUAAAACAGUAUUAUCAACGACGCCAAUCUUUAUCCAUCGUAAAUGAUUGUAUUAUGUUCGCUAAUCGCGUAGUAAUUCCAAGUAACCUACGCCCACUCGUUCUGAAACAACUGCACACAGCUCAUCCAGGUAUUGGAAGAAAGUGUGGGGAGUAGUGUAACGUCGUG